UACAGCUGCCUGAGAAGAAACAGCAAAUGUCAGCAGCAUUAGCAGCAGCGCCGCGUCAGUCCUUAAAUCUUUGGACUUGUUCGUCACACGCUGAGUUGUGGUGAGCCUCUGUCUUCGCGCGUCUUCAUGCUGUAGCCGCCUGCGCCUCCGUCCCGUGUGUUUUCAGACGCAGUUGUCGCAGCCGGCGGUCAUGGAGUGUCGUGUGCUGUCCAUUCAGAGUCACGUUGUCAGGGGAUACGUCGGGAACAAGUCGGCAUCAUUUCCUCUGCAGGUGCUGGGCUUUGAAGUGGACUCUAUCAACUCCGUCCAGUUCUCCAAUCACACAGGCUACUCCCACUGGAAGGGACAAGUGCUCACAGCAGAGGAGCUGAACGAACUGUAUGAGGGCAUCAAGCUCAACGAGGUGAACCACUAUGACUACAUCCUCACAGGUUACAGCAGGGACACGUCCUUCCUGGGAACGGUGGUUGAUAUUAUUCAGGAGCUGAAGAAAGCCAAUCCGAGCCUUGUAUAUGUUUGUGAUCCUGUUAUGGGCGACCAAGGUGCUAUGUAUGUUCCAGAGGACCUUUUGCCAGUCUACAAAGACAAAGUAGUGCCUUUGGCUGACAUCCUCACUCCCAACCAGUUCGAAGCAGAGCUAUUAACUGGGAGGAAAAUUAAAACAGAGGCAGACGCUCUUGAGGUGAUGGAGCUUCUUCAUAAAAUGGGGCCAGACAUUGUGGUCCUCACUAGUACAGACCUGCCCUCAAAACAUGGGGACCAGUUCCUUGUGGCCCUUGGGAGCCAAAAAAUAGUGAAACCAGAUGGGAUCAAGACCACUCAGAACAUCUGCAUGGACAUCCCCAAAGUCGAUGCUGUAUUUGUGGGGACAGGAGACCUUUUUGCCGCCAUGUUGCUUGCCUGGACUCACCUUCACCCCAAGGACCUAAAGGCUGCCUGUGAAAAGACUGUGUCAGUGAUGCACCAUGUCAUUAAGAGGACCAUUGCUUACGCCAAUGAGAUCGCUGGUCCCGGGAAAAGGCCCAGUCCUGCACAACUGGAGCUGAGGAUGGUUCAGAGCAAAGCCGACAUCGAGAAUCCUGCCAUCGUAGUGGAAGCAAAGGUUUUAGAAAAGUCCUCUCACUGAAGGCAGUAGCAUUGUGUGUGUGAACAUUCACAUCGUGCUGGUACGAAUCAGUUUAGAAUCUGGGCGCUCCGCCAGACACAUGUAGGAUUUUCACAUCAAAGACUGUAACAUGUCUCUGCCUUACUCUCUGAGGGAGUACAACUAUGUUUUGGGGUCAGUAGGAUUUGUUGUAUGCACAUACUGGAAUCACUGCCAUGUGUCUGUACUAUGGCCUUUUUAGAUGGUACCCACUAUGAUCAAGAUUAUUUUGUGCGAUUAAAACAUUUCAUCUUGUUUAAAGGUUCAGUGUGUAAGAUUUAGUGACAUCUAGUGGUGAAGUGUCAUGUUGCAGCUGAAUACCCCUGCCCUCACCCUCCCCUUCCAAACAUGAAAGAGAACCUGU
Molecule: messenger RNA, 1508 nt
Organism: Hippoglossus stenolepis (Pacific halibut)
Lineage: Eukaryota; Metazoa; Chordata; Actinopteri; Pleuronectiformes; Pleuronectidae
Product: pyridoxal kinase
Exons: 11
Coding region: 191-1126 (311 amino acids)
Biological process (GO): pyridoxal 5'-phosphate salvage
Cellular component (GO): cytosol
Molecular function (GO): pyridoxal kinase activity
Source: RefSeq, a predicted model, not a curated record